Messenger RNA from Anolis carolinensis (green anole), 4220 nucleotides. RefSeq names its product gastrula zinc finger protein XlCGF57.1. The coding region runs from base 810 to 2642 and encodes 610 amino acids. The record is from RefSeq and is a predicted model, not a curated record. Lineage: Eukaryota; Metazoa; Chordata; Lepidosauria; Squamata; Anolidae. Gene Ontology annotation, biological process: regulation of DNA-templated transcription. The transcript is spliced from 5 exons. Gene Ontology annotation, cellular component: nucleus.
GUCAGAAAGAGAACAGGGAGCAGGAUUGGUUUUUGGAAAGGAUGGCUGAAAUGGAGAAGUGUCCUUCUAAAUCCAGUCAAAGGCAACAGGCCAAGUGGCUCAUGCGAGAUCAAGAAGAAAAGUCCUCCACUAUGAGUAAGAGCUAAAAGGGUAGUUUUCUCCUGGAUUGCUGCACUUUAAACAUUUAAUAGAGCCUAAUAGAACCCAACUAUCACUUUGAAAUUAAAGGCACACCUCAGUUAACAAGGUAUCUGUAACAAUGAAUUUUCUAUUUUCAAUAACUUUUAAUGGCUACUCCGCUUUCCUUUUGCUCCUCAUUGUUGGCAAUAGCGAAGGAGAAUUGUAGGUACCUGCCUACAAAACAACAAGGUAAAUGGCAGCUGUCACCAGAUUCCCUUGUGACCAGAAAAACAGAGAUAAACAGGGCAAGCAGAUAAACAAGCUUCACCAGCUCCCCAUGUAUGUUUUAAAUAUGCAGAGAUUUAAAAGUUCCACCAAAAUAGGAAUCAUAAGAAAAAUAGGAGCUGGUGAAAAAAAGCCACUAUAGGAACAUUUUAGAAGAAAGUUUCAAAUUGUCUGUAGAAGUUUCAAAAUGCUUUUGUGCAAAGCUUAUCUUGAUCUAGUUCUUUCAUAUGUUCACUUUGUUGGUUUAGAAUAAUAAUGUAGCUGAAAUAGGUUGACUUUCUCUUCUUAUUUUAUUGAUUCAGGAACCUCUGCUUAUUAUUUCCAUCUUAUUUAUGCCUUUGGUGCCAAGUUAUCUGUUAGAGAAGCCAUACCCAAGAACAACUUUGCUUGGUUGAGGCAUAUUUAUGACUGUUUAUAAGGGAGAAAACGUGACUCGAAGGGCUGCUUCAGUGGGUUGGCACCCUAUCACCAGGCAGCCCCAGAAUCCACCUUCAGGAAGGGAAAUAAGAACUGGGCCUGAGUGUAAAAGUGCAUUUCUUUCUCAUGAUGAACUCAGAAGGACAUCUGCAAGACCAUAUCAGGUGACCUUUGAGGACGUAGCUGUGUAUUUCACGGAGGAGGAGUGGGCUCUGCUAAACCCUGGCCAAAAGGCCCUUCAUUGGGAAGUGAUGCAGGAGAAUUUGGGGGUCCUCUUCUCUCUCGCCAGUGAUGGAGAAAUGGAUCAAUAUAAAGGAGAAUCAUGCCAAACAUUGCUGCAAAGAGACCACUGUAAACAGUUAAAUGAGACGGAAAGAGAAACUGAUACUAAAGGGAUGUGGAGAUCCAAACCUAUUCAGAAAGAUAUCUGUGGAACCUCAGUCCAGGAAAUAAUGCGGAAAGAAAUGGAAAGAAACAAACAUUUUUCUCUUGCAUUUGAGAGCAACUUCAGCCCUAAAGCCAGCCUUAAUCUUCACAGGAAGACUCAGCCUAGGGAGAAAUCUUUCGAAGGUGGUGAAUGUGGAAACAGCUCCAGCCUGACUUCAUUUGACAACAUUCAUAUCAGAGAGGGACCAUUUCAGUCUUUCAACUGUGGAAGCAACUUCAGGUUGAGUUCUCAACUUCUGACAGAUCUAAGAACCCAUACAGAUGGAAGAACAUUGAAAUGCUUGAUGAAUGAAAAGUCAUUCCUUUCUUACUGUUACCAAAAAGUUUGCACAGAUGGGAAACAAUCAACGUGCCUGGACUGUGGGAAAAGUUUUAUUAAGAAGAUGCAACCUACUUGUCAUCAAGCAACUCACAAUGGGGAGAAAUCAUUUAAUUGCCUGGACUGUGGACAACAAUGUAUUUGGAAGGAUCACAUCUCUUAUCGUCAAGCAAUUCAUGGUGCGGAGAAGACAUUUAAAUGUCUGGAGUGUCCAAAAGGUUUUUCCCGGAAAACAGAUCUCACUUAUCAUCAAGCAACUCACAACGGCACAAAACGAUUUCAAUGCCUGGAGUGCGGAAAAGGAUUUCUUUGGAAGGCACACUUCUCCCGCCAUCAAGCAAUUCACAAUGGCCAGAGGCCAUUUAAAUGCCUGGAGUGUGGGAAAAGUUUUAUCCGGAAGACGGACCUCACCUUCCACGAAGCAACUCACACAGGAGAGAAACCAUUUAAGUGCCUAGAGUGCGGGAAAGCGUUUAUUCGUAAGACGGAUGUAACUCGUCAUAAAAUAGCUCACGUAGCAGAGAAACCUUUUAAGUGCUUGGAGUGUGGAAAAGGAUUUAUUUGGAGGAGACACCUCAUACGUCACCAAGCCAUUCACACAGGAGAGAAACCAUUUACCUGCCAGGAGUGUGGAAAAGGUUUUAUUCAGAAAAUAGCCCUCACUCGUCAUCAAGCAGCUCAUACUGGAGAGAAACUAUUUACAUGCCAGGAGUGUGGAAAGGGGUUUGUCUGGAAGACGCACCUCACACGUCACCAAGCAACUCACACAGGAGAUAAACCAUUUACAUGCCUGGAAUGUGGGAAGAGCUUUAUUCGGAAGACACACCUCACUCGGCAUCAAGGCAUUCAUACAGGAGAGAAACCAUUCAAGUGCCUGGAGUGUGGGAAAAGUUUCAGCCAGAAGCUAAAUCUCAGCCAUCAUCAAAUAACUCACACAGGUGAGAAACCUUUUAAAUGUAUGGAGUGUGGGAAAGGUUUCAGUCGGAAGGCACAUCUUGGUCGUCAUCAUGCAACUCACACAGAGCAGAAGGAUCAAGAAGUAUAUGAAUACUGAGAAUAUUCACUCAGAGCAGACCUCUUACAUGAGAUUACAAAUUCAUGCCCAGGAGAAGCAACUUGUAUGCUUAGAGCUUGAAAAAUGUUUCACCCUUAUGACAUUCUGCCACAAGAGAGAAACCAAGAAGAGGACACAGAGAGAAAGCCUUUCAGAUUCUUGAAAUCUGGGAAUGCAUAUCAUAAGAAAUAUAUUAAGAAUUCUAGAGAGGGGGGAGACAAAUGCUUGUAACAGAAAAUGGGCUUCAGUUAGAGAGGAAUUCCUGGGUCACACUAAGAAAUGGAGGUACUGAGAAUGAAAUGAAAAGCCAGUUAAAUGCUUUCACAUACAAAGUGCAUUUUGAUGAAAGCCUUUGAUAAAAAGUGCCAGUCUAGAAAGCAUCACUUUUUGUCCUCAUUCUCUGUUUUGCUAUAUCAGUAGUUCCCAACCUGUGGUCUGUGGACCACUAGUGGUUCCCAAGAAUUAAAAUAUGGUCCACUGCCUCAGUAUUACUACACCAUUGCAAUUAAAGUGACUGGUCUCGCAAAACCCUCUUAUAGUGUUGAAGCAACGCGGGUGUCAGGAGGAGAGGCUGGCUACCCAUGAAAGAUGCGACAACAAGCCUCCUGACUGUUGUUUCUCCUCCUCGCUCCCCGAGUGGAGCCGUUCCAUGUGGCAUCUGGAAGCGGGAGCACCUUAGUGUCUUUGGUUUUAGGCCUGUUCCUGAGGUUAUUUGGGGUGCUAAUUUGACCAGGAACCACUCUCCAACAUUAGUACCAAAAGGGUUAUAAAUCAGUUUUUGGUCAACUUUAAAUUUGGUUUGGUUAUUUGGGGUGCUGAUUCAGAAAAUUGCACUGGAUAGACCACAACAACUCUAAAUGAUUAAAUAUGGUUUUCUGUGAGUGAGCAGAUGGCGACUACUGGAUGGCAUAUGUUCUGUAUCAGAAACUAGAUCUGAUGUGGUCUAUCCAGUGAAAUUUUCUGAAUCAGCACCCCAAAUAACCAAACCGAAUCUAAAGUUGACCAAAAAUUGAUUCGUAACCCUUUUGGUACUAAUGUUGGAGAGUGGUCCCUGGUCAGAAAAAGAUUGGGAACCACUGUACUACCGGUAUAUAAAUGUUGGCAGGAUUACCAUUGGGAGGAUAGGGUUUUUAAAAGAACUGGGGACACAUUGACAUUUGAUGCUGAGUUGCAGCAGUGCAUUAGUGAUAACCAAUUCUUAAUCUAAUGAGCUGGGAAAGACUAGCAUUCCCUCUAACUGAACCUAGUCUAGCUCUGUGAGCCUUCUCAUAAAAGUCAGCAGAAACAGUGUCUGCCUCCAGAAUCCCUUCCUGGGCACAAGGGAACAAAAAAUAUAGAGAAAAAAGGAAAAGUGGAGUUGCCUGCCUUGAUAACUACCCACAGUAUUUUUUUUAAAGCAUAAAUGUUUAUGUUAUGGAAAUCAUGAUAAAAAUGAAGGCUAGUGAAAGAAGGGAUAAUCUAUUUGGGGAAAGAUUUCAACCUCCUCCUUUAGGCUGAAAAUAUUUUUUUACCUGAUCUGGUUGUGUUUUCCCCCACAUUUGCAUAUUUUUAGUUUUGAAUAAAAGUUGCUGAAAGAUG